CCUGGCAACCCUAGAUAUCUGAUCAGUGUGUUGACCUGCUGAACGAAAGUGGAGUAAUGGAAAAAAUAAUGCUAUAAUAAAUAAUAAAUAUGUUACAGAGUACAUUUUUUUAAUUGGUAAACCUCUUUCAAAGGCAUUAAAGAAAGUGACACAGGCAGGAAAUCCAGACUGUGAGUUUAGAGUAUAGAGGUGAAAGCGGAGGAAGCUGUAGCACUGCACUGUGUCUGAGACAGGAAGUGGUCACUGAAUGAGGCAUCAUGGCAACUCGAAGAGUUUUGGUGACAGGAUGUUCCUCUGGGAUUGGACUGGCUGUGGCUGUGCGUCUCGCCAAGGAUGAAUUGCAAAGGUUUAAAGUCGUGGCCACGAUGAGGGAUGUGGAGAAGAGAGCAGCACUGGAGACAGCAGCGGGAGAGAUGCUGGGCAGGUCGCUGGAGAUCCAUCAGUUGGAUGUCUGCUGUGAGGACUCCAUCCGAGAGUGUGUGAACAGCCUGCCUGGCAGACGCCUCGACAUAUUGGUGAGUAAUGCUGGCAUGGGGAUGAUCGGGCCGCUGGAGUGCCAGAGCGUAAAGGGCAUGCAGGACGUCUUUAACACUAAUUUCUUCGGCUUGGUACGCCUGGUGAAGGAGGUGCUGCCCGACAUGAAGAGACGACAGAGUGGACAUAUUGUGGUGAUGAGCAGUGUGAUGGGCAUUCAGGGACUACUCUUCAAUGAUGUCUAUGCUGCUUCGAAAUUUGCCGUAGAGGGCUUGUGUGAGAGUCUCGCUGUGCAAGCUAUGACGUUUAACAUUAAGAUGACUUUGGUGGAGCCGGGGCCGGUGUUGACAGAGUUUGAGAGGAAGGUCUACGAGGACGCACAAAACAUGGACCUGUCCGGUACAGACGAUGAGACGGCCAGAAUUUUCCGUGAGAUUUACCUUCCUUACUCAGGAAAGGUGUUUUCCUCACUCGGCCAGAGGCCCGAGGAGGUGGCAGAGUUCGCACACAGGGAGUGUUAUCCAUGGUCAAACGUGUACAAGGCAGCAAAUAUUAGAGCUGAUUGUAUCAAAGGAUCCUCCGUUUCGUCACCAGACCAAUCGUCUGUACACGCCCAUGACCGCCAUGAAGCACGCAGACCCUACAGGACGCCUGCCUCUAGACGCCUUCUACAGGAUCAUCUUCCAGCACGACCGUCUGUUUAACGCCAGCCUCGGCUUCAUGCGCUUCUUACAGAAGAGGAUGACAAAGCCUAAAGUGUGAAAGGAGCGAAACAUCAUCCCAGCCACGACUUUUGAAUGAAUAUAGAAGUUAGGUCUAACUAGAUGGCCACGCAUGUGUGGGACUGUACAGAUUUAAUGAUGCUUUUAAAUCACGAAUGAGACGUAAUAAAACCUCUGGAGGCAUGCUGUUAUAGGAAAAUAAUCAGUGAUGAGGUGUUGUGAUGUGGCCCAUUGCGAAAGUCGAUUAUUUUCCUAUAACAGCAUGCUCCAAAGUGUUUUAUUCUUCUUAUAGCGCAGCAAUUUACCAACUAUUAAGUUCAUGAGCCGGAACAAACAAAAACACUGUAAGUGCAGAAGUGGGCGGGGCUGGUCAGAAUUCCUUCGGGAGUGGGCGGAAACGAGACGCCUCCCGUGUACUCCUACACCCUCAAGGAUGGUGAGGUAUGCAAAUCUUGAUUUGUUUUUUUUUUUAAAUGACAUGAUGAUGGUGACUGUCAACUAAUGUAAAAGUUAUUAUUUAGUUUUAUGUGUAAAAUAAUGGCAUUGACUAAUAAUCAAAUGACUUUUGUGUUACAGUGAAAGCAUGAGGAUUGCAGAUUUAAGUGAUUAUGUUAAAAAACUUUAAUUGUUGAUUUAUUUCUUUUAUUCACUUUAAUUA
Molecule: messenger RNA, 1854 nt
Organism: Ictalurus furcatus (blue catfish)
Lineage: Eukaryota; Metazoa; Chordata; Actinopteri; Siluriformes; Ictaluridae
Product: retinol dehydrogenase 8
Exons: 8
Coding region: 258-1178 (306 amino acids)
Biological process (GO): estrogen biosynthetic process
Cellular component (GO): cytoplasm
Molecular function (GO): estradiol 17-beta-dehydrogenase [NAD(P)+] activity
Source: RefSeq, a predicted model, not a curated record